This is a messenger RNA of Drepanopeziza brunnea f. sp. 'multigermtubi' MB_m1, 900 nucleotides long. RefSeq lists its product as uncharacterized. The record is from RefSeq and is a predicted model, not a curated record. Gene Ontology annotation, molecular function: RNA binding; zinc ion binding. Gene Ontology annotation, cellular component: precatalytic spliceosome. Gene Ontology annotation, biological process: mRNA splicing, via spliceosome. NCBI's taxonomy places the organism in Eukaryota, Fungi, Ascomycota, Leotiomycetes, Helotiales, Drepanopezizaceae.
AUGUCAGAAUACUGGAAAUCCACGCCCAAAUACUGGUGCAAGCACUGCAAGACCUACGUCCGCGAUACAAAGCUUGAGAAAGCAAACCAUGAUGCCACUCCGAAGCAUCAAGGUAACCUGAAGCGCUUCUUGCGCGACCUGCACCGAGGCCAUGAGAAAGAUGAGAAGGACAAGGAGCGAUCGAAGAUGGAGGUGGAACGCCUGAAGGGGCUGGUAUCCGGAGGAACAUCAGGAUCAGGGUCAUCAGGGCCAGCUGCGAGUUCUUCGAGUUCAGGAUUUGGGCGGGGACCGACGCCAUCAAUACCGAAGCCGCAGGCUACAGAGGCGCAAAGAAAAAAGCAGCUGGCGCAACUAGUAGAGAUGGGCGUCACUCUUCCAGACGAGUUUAGGGCGGAGAUGGCAAUGCCUGGAGAGUGGCAUGUCACGGCAGAGCGAGUCAUCGACCCUGAAGGCACAGAGAAGAAACCAGAGGCUUUGGCGUUGGGCGUACGGAAGAGGGAGAUUGGGGAGGAAGAGGAAGAGUUGAAUGAGGCAAAGAAGAGGAGAUGGGGAUCGACGUACCGGACACAUCCUACGGACGAGGAGGGCUUCGAUCUGGAUGCUCUCUUGGAUAAUGCAACCCGAAAUAAGGACCCAGUAACGAAGACUGGGGCGAGCGAGGAUGUCAAGCCAGAUUUGAAUUCGCCAGAUGUUCCAGACAAACAAUCUAUAGUGCAAGGCCAGAUUCAAGAUGGUGCCAAUCCAUUGAAGCCUUCUGGAAUUAAAAUAGAGCCAUCAGAAGGCGAAGUCAAAGUGGAGGACUCUAUACCACCGGCGGAAGCAGUGAAGCAAGAAGAUGACCAGAGCGCUCCAGGCGUUGUCUUCAAAAAGAGAAAGGCCAAGAAUAUCCGUCAAAAAUGA